Molecule: messenger RNA, 1623 nt
Organism: Eleginops maclovinus (Patagonian blennie)
Lineage: Eukaryota; Metazoa; Chordata; Actinopteri; Perciformes; Eleginopidae
Gene: apbb3
Product: amyloid beta (A4) precursor protein-binding, family B, member 3
Exons: 12
Coding region: 215-1618 (467 amino acids)
Biological process (GO): regulation of DNA-templated transcription
Cellular component (GO): cytoplasm; nucleus
Molecular function (GO): transcription factor binding; amyloid-beta binding
Source: RefSeq, a predicted model, not a curated record
AGAAAGAGGAGAGAGAGGAAGACGAGCAUCCUUCAUCAGACUGAGGAAAAGAAGGAGACGCCAGGACGGACACCAACAAACAAGAAGAGACUGAUGUUACCGGGAGGAUGCAGAAAGAGACAUUGAUCCUCUCCGUCAUCUCGACCUGAGGGUGUGUGUGUGUGUGUGUGUGUGUGUGUGUGAGAAAGAGAGAGAUCAGCUGAUUGGACCACACAUGUUGGAAGGCGGAGCCAUGAUGGGCAAAGAUUACAUGCUGGCUAUCCUCAUAGUCAACUAUGACGACAACAUCUGGACGGACCAGAACCUGCAGCUGGACCCGGAUCUGCCGCCCGGCUGGAGAACCAUCAGAGACUCCACAGGAACCUAUUACUGGCAUGUUCCCACUGGUGCCACCCAGUGGCAGCACCCCCGCCUCAGUGCACCUGCACUUCGAGACACACAGCAGGAAGAGCCUGCAGCGCAGAGCUGCAACAGAGAGACUCAGAGAGCAUCUGACAGCAGGUGUUCAUGGCAUGAAGAUUACCUGUCUAACCACGACCCUGGCUCCAAGUGCUUCGCGGUGCGUUCACUGGGCUGGUUGGAGGUGGAGGAGGAGGACCUGUCUCCGGGUCACAGCAGCCUAGCUGUCAGCAAUGUCAUCCAGCAGCUGUCUCACUGCAGCAGCCCCGAGCAGAGAGACAGACAGGGAGCCUGGGGGGAGGGUCGGGAGAUGAUGCUGGUCCUGAAGAAAGACACUCUCUCCCUAUUGGACCCUUUAGACCACACCCCCCUUCACUGUCAGCCAAUCAUCAACAUCAGAGUGUGGGGGGUGGGGUGCAACAAUGGCCGGGACUUUGCCUUUGUAGCGGGCGAUAAGGACAGCUGUGUGCUGAAGUGUCAUGUGUUUCGCUGCAACGCUCCGGCCCGAACAAUUGCCUCGGCGCUGCACGAGAUGUGCUCCAAGAUGAUUUCAGACCAGACGCUGAUGAGGCCGUCGCGCUCUCUGACGAUGGACAGCGUCUCCCCUGAAGACCUUCCCCGACAAGUGGAGUUCCUGGAGGCGGUGCGGCAGCAGGUGCAGAAGUUUGAUGUUCAGUAUAUCGGAAACCUGCCGGUGUCCAGAGCCAUGGGUAUGGAGGUGUUAAACCGAGCUAUAGAAAGCAUCCUGAAUGCCACAGACCGAGAUGAGUGGGAACCAUCAGUGAUCCACGUCACCGACCACAUCCUAUCCCUGUGGAGAGGAGAGGAGGGGGAGGAGCCUCUGUGGGAUUGUCAGGUACGCUUCCUCACCUUCCUGGGCGUCGGCCAUGACUGCCAUACCUUCGCUGUCAUCGUAGACGGAGGAACGCAGCGCUUCGAGUGUCACGUGUUCUGGUGUGAGCCGGACGCAGGAAACCUGUCGGAGGCUGUGCAGGCUGCCUGCAUGGUACAGUACCAGAAGUGUCUGGUGGCGCAGACCCCUCCCCCGAGGAUGAAGUCAUGGCGCGUGGCCCCAUCAAAGGUCAAACGGGCGAACUCCAUGGACGCGUUCCCCCCCCUCACCUCCAGCGUCAUGGGGCCCAGGACAGCGAAGCCCGGCGCCAGGAAGGGGAUGCUGGCGUUCUUCGAGACGUUUCGUAAACAGGCCGCCUCCUCAUAGUGGCG